Messenger RNA from Eimeria mitis, 366 nucleotides. RefSeq lists its product as uncharacterized. The record is from RefSeq and is a predicted model, not a curated record. NCBI's taxonomy places the organism in Eukaryota, Apicomplexa, Conoidasida, Eucoccidiorida, Eimeriidae. The transcript has 2 exons. Bases 1 to 366 code for a protein of 121 amino acids.
AUGAGCUGCAGCAGCUGCUUCAAUAGCAUCAACACCAACACAAAUUCAGCAGCAGCAGCGGCAGCAGCAAUAGCAACAGCAGCAGCACAGCACCACCGCACCAACCACCACCUUCACCACCCGUGCGACCAGCAGCAGCAGCAACAGCAGCAGCAGCAACAGGAGCAGCAGCAGCAACAGCAGCAGCAACAGCAGCAGCAGCAACAGCAGCAGCAGCAACAGCAACAGCAGCAACAACAGCAACAGCAGCAACAGCAGCAGGAGCAGCAACAGCAGCAGCAACAGCAGCAGCAGUAUUUUACCUCUAUGAUGCCCGUGCUGCCGUGUCUGAAUAGCAUGAGGUCUCGUACUUUUUCUAAUCUAUGA